UGUCCCCACGUGGCUGCCAGCCCAGCCCAGCCCAGCCUGGCCCCGUCACAUCCCAGCAGAUCCUCCAUGCCCCUUGGCCGGCUGGGCAGUCGUGUUCUCCAGCCUGAGUUCUGAGACAAGGUCUCAAAGACCCACUGAGAGGAGCCCGCGCGCGGACGCCCGUGAGUAGGUGAACCUCACUGUCAUGGUGCGGAACGUGGACGACCUGGACUUCCACCUGCCCUCGCAUGCCCAGGACGUGCUGGACGGCCUGCAGCGGCUGCGCUCCCAGCCCAAGCUGGUGGACCUCACGCUGCUGGUGGGCGGCCGGGAGCUGCCCUGCCACCGCGGGCUCCUGGCGCUGAGCAGCCCUUACUUCCACGCCAUGUUCGCGGGAGACUUCGCGGAGAGCUUCUCGGCGCGCGUGGAGCUGCGGGACGUGGAGCCCGCUGUGGUGGCGCAGCUGGUGGACUUCGUGUACACGGGCCGGCUGACCGUCACCCAGGGCAACGUGGAGGCGCUGACCCGCACGGCCGCACGCCUGCAGUUCCCCGCCGUGCAGAAGGUCUGCGGCCGCUAUCUGCAGCAGCAGCUCGACGCCUCCAACUGCCUGGGCAUCUGCGAGUUUGGGGAACAGCAGGGGCUGCUGGGCGUGGCCGCCAAGGCCUGGGCCUUCCUGCGGGAGAACUUCGAGGCCGUGGCCCGGGAGGACGAGUUCCUGCAGCUGUCCCAGGAGCGGCUGGCCACCUGCCUGGCCAGCGACCUGCUGCAGGUGCAGCCGGAGCAGAGCCGGCUGGAGGCGCUGCUGCGCUGGGUACGCCACGACCCCCAGGUCCGGGCCGCCCACCUGCCCGAGCUGCUCGGCCUGGUGCACCUGGACGCCGUGCCCAGGCUCCACGUGCAGCAGCUGCUGGCCUCGGAGCCGCUGAUCCGGGAGUCGGAGGCCUGUCGGGAGGCCUUGGCCCAGGGCCACGAGGGGGCGCUGCUGGCCCUCCCGCAGAAGCUGGAGGAGGUCCUGGUGGUGGUGGGCGGGCGGGCGCUGGAGGAGGAGGAGGAGGGAGCCGAGGAGCUCGUCCCCCUGGCCGGGAACUUCGCCUUCUACCACACCAAGGCCAAGAGGUGGAUGGCCCUCCCAGACUUCCCCGACCACCACAAAUGGGGCUUCUCGCUGGCGGCGCUCAACAACGACGUCUACGUGACAGGCGGCUCUCGGGGUUCCAGGACGGACGCGUGGUCCACCACGCAGGCCUGGUGCUUCCCCCUGAAGGAGGCCGCCUGGAGGCCAGUGGCGCCCAUGCUGAAGGCCCGCACCAACCACGCCAGCGCCGCGCUCAACGGGGAGAUCUACGCGGUCGGCGGCACCACUCUGGAUGUGGUGGAGGUGGAGAGCUAUGACCCCUUCACGGACACCUGGACGCCCAUCCGCCCAGCCCUCAAGUAUGUCAGCAACUUCUCCGCGGCAGGCUGUGGGGGCCGGCUCUACCUGGUGGGGUCCAGUGCCUGCAAGUACAAUGCCCUGGCUCUGCAAUGCUACAACCCGGUCACAGACGCCUGGAGCGUGAUCGCCUCGCCCUUCCUCCCCAAGUACCUGUCGUCUCCACGCUGCGCCGCCCUGCACGGGGCACUCUACCUGGUGGGUGACAACACCAAGAAGGUCUACGUGUAUGACCCCGGGGCCAACCUGUGGCAGAAGGUGCAGCCCCUGCACAGCCUGCACGAGAACGGGGCGCUGGUGCCGCUGGGGGACGCGCUCUACGCCACGGGCGGCCGCUGGCAGGGCAUGGCUGGGGACUACCACGUGGAGAUGGAGGCCUACGACCGUGGCCGGGACGCCUGGGUCCGCCUCGGCGCCAUGCCCCGCCUCUGGCUCUACCACGGCGCGUCCGCUGUCUUCCUGGACGUCUCCAAGUGGACCCAGCCCUUCGGGCCAGCCCCGGAGCCCUGAGCCACCCCGUGGCGCCCCUGGAGCGGGCUGGUGGUGCCCCCACCCCAGGGGCACGGCCCCCUUUCAGUCUGGUAUGUCUGACAGCUCAGCGUCACCGGCCCCUCUGGGUCCAGGCUGGGCUGGGGCCACCGGGGAUGACAGGGGACAGAGUCUUCGUCUCCGCAGCCACCACUCCAAACUCAGAGCUGACCAGCGACAAGGGCUGGGCCUCUGCAUGCCUGGAAGGAUGGGGAGAAGCUGUGCUCCUGCCGUGGGGCGUCUGAGACCUCAGAGCAUGGAGCCAGGCCCCAGGGAGCAGCGUGAGAACUCGUGAUCUGUCUGAGGACCGGCCACUCCAGGCCAUGUGUCCCUCGGGUGGCGGUCGAAGGGAGCCAUACAGAUGAGGGGGCCAGUGGGGGCCCUGGAAGCUGGGGGGCUGCUGAGGGCAGGUGGCACCUAGCAGAGGGCCCUGAGGUGGGGUCAGCGCCCGCCGUGGGGGGCCUGCUGCUAUCUCACAACUGUGUGACCCGCCCGGCAGCCCCCCCGCCCUGGUCUCAGGCACACAGGGUUGGCUCAGGAGGGGUCUCCCGGCCCCCAGGCUCACACUGGCACCUGGUUUCCAAAGGUUGCUUCUGGGGAAAUAGAAGGCCCAGCUUGUUCUGGGUCAGCCCCCCAGGAGGGCAAUGCCCGCAGAAACAAAGAAGGAAGGAGGCGAGGUGUGGGGGCUGGGAGAGACAGUCCUUCUGCUUGCUGGGGCGCUGGGGGCAGAGAGGGCGGCAAGGCUGCCCAGAGAGGGGGUCAAGAAGGGCCUGGGCUCCCCCCUUUCUUGGGGUGUGUGCUAAGUUGCUUAAGUCAUGUCCGACUGUUGGCCACCCCCUGGACUAGCCUGCCAGGUUCCUCUGUCCAUAGGCUCCUCCAGGCGAGAAUAUUGGAGUGGGUGGCCAUCUCCUCCUCCGGGGAAUCUUCCCGACCCAGGGAUCGAACCCUUGUCUCUUACAUCUUCUGCGUUGGCAGGCAGGUUCUUUACCACCAGGACCUAAAUGAAGGCGCUUCGUCAGGAGGAAGGUCCCCAGAGGGGAGCUGGCGGGGCUGGUGUCCUGGGGCUGGUGUCCUGGUGUUCUGGGGAUAGCUCCUGGGUGCUCUGGUGACUUGCCUUCAUGCGGCCUGCUGGGCAAGGAGGCCCAGCACGUGGACUGCCCAGAGUCCCCCAAGAAGCACUGGGGCCCCUCGCAGGGAGGGUUCAGCCCCCUGCCCCUCCUCACCCAUCCUGAAUGAGGCACCACGUCUGUGGCCACUGGGAUGAUGGAGGCCCCUCACCGGGCCCUCCCGCCUCAAUACAGGCUCGGUGGGGGCGCCCAGCCUGGCUGUAUCCCCAGCGCCGACCUGCUGAGCCCUCGGGCAGCUCCUGACACCCUCCAGACCUGGGUUUCGUCUCCAGGGCCAGCCCGUGGGCUCCUCCAAGAGUCCCUCGGGGACCGCAGGGCCCCCGAUGUUGCUGGUUCUGAGCAUCGGGUCCUGGGUCCCUCCAGCUCCCAUAGACCCAGGGCCACUUUGCUCCCAGACUGACUCCUGCCCAUCUCUUCUGAGAGACCUGAGUGGGUCCCAGGAUCCAGACAGAGUGGGGCGUGCUGAGGGUCUGCUCCCAGAGGAACAUGAGCCGCAGCCCUCAGGACGCCUGGUCGGUCAGAUGGUGGAUGGGGCGGGUGAAACCGAGGACGGAGUUCUCUGGGAUCCUCCCCGCUUUCUGUAAGAAAAUCACCUGAAAUAUUUUUUAGACGCUGAUCAAAGGUGCUAUUUCAAAGACUCAGCAUGUCACACUGGAGUUUUUUUCUGAUCAAAUACACGUAGUUGAAAAUGUC
Bubalus bubalis (water buffalo) is the source of this 3762-nucleotide messenger RNA. RefSeq names its product kelch like family member 30 (gene KLHL30). Bases 185 to 1924 code for a protein of 579 amino acids. The transcript has 8 exons. Gene Ontology annotation, molecular function: protein binding. The record is from RefSeq and is a predicted model, not a curated record. NCBI's taxonomy places the organism in Eukaryota, Metazoa, Chordata, Mammalia, Artiodactyla, Bovidae.